Molecule: messenger RNA, 2295 nt
Organism: Mesorhabditis spiculigera
Lineage: Eukaryota; Metazoa; Nematoda; Chromadorea; Rhabditida; Rhabditidae
Source: the annotation of a GenBank genome assembly
AUGUCGUUCCGCAGCGGCGAUUUCUACUCGAAUAUGUCCCGGCUGAAUAUGGGGCCCAGCAUGGACAACGGCAACACCUCCCUACUCCAUAUUGGUGAUAUCAUUUCGCUCUACACAGAAGAUCCACAUGGAGGAAGAGGCUUUCUAUCAACGCUUGGCCUUGUCGACGAUCGGUGCAUCGUUGAAAUCGGAGAGGGACGGCCGGAAAGUCCGCCAAAGAAAUUUCGGGACUGCCUCUUCAAAGUCUGUCCAGUCAAUCGGUACGCAGCCCAGAAGCAGUGCUGGACCGAGCAGAAGCGAUUUCAGGCCGGCGAAAGCCUGUUCGACGCCGAGAUGAUGGACAAGUUAAGGGUGGCCGCCGAAAAGGAGCGCGAGCAGAACGAGCUGGAGCUCCGGAAAACGUUGGGAAACGUGAUCCAAUACGGUACGACCAUUCAGCUUCAACACGUCAAGUCCGACAAGUACCUGACGGUGCAGAAGAACUCGCCGGCCCGGUUGGAGCGGAAUGCAAUGAAGGUCUACCUCGACAAGGCGGGAAAUGAGGGCUCCUGGUUCGUGGUGGAGCCGGCUUACAAGCACUACGUUAUUGGAGACAAUGUAGCAGCCGGAAACAAGAUCUCCCUCAUCCCCUACUCGGCAGUCACCCAAACCCCAACCGGCACUCACGUCAAGCCACAGCUCCAUCUCUCCCAUCAGAGACUUGUUGAUCACGACACAGCGGCCGAGGUGAACUGCCUGAACGAAGUCACCGAGUGGCAGCUGUUCAUGUUCCUGCUCUACAACGAGAACCAGCACGACGUGGUCAAGUCGGGGGAUGUCGUCCGGUUAUUCCACGCCGAUCAACAGACAUUUUUGACGCUGGAUACGGUGGAGGAGAAGGGAGUGGCGAUGGGUGACGUCGUGUUCCUCCGGAUGACAAAUCGACCCUCGGCAGCUGAUGCGACUUCGAGUAGGGCGCUUUGGGAGAUCCAGGUGGUCCAAAAAGAUGCAUUCCGAGGCGGAUCCGCAAAAUGGCGAGAGGCCUACAGGUUCAAGCACUUGGCCACCGACAUGUAUCUCACGGCCGUCCCCCUGACCCAGGCCAAGAAGGAACCAAUGGACCGACGGCAGAGCCUCGCCCAGAGCAGGAAUAAAGAGCAGCUACUGGUGCCGCCGCCGACGGAUAUCACAGAAAACUACAACCCGACGAACCAGUUCGUGCUCGCGCCCGUUCACUCCGAUUUUCCGGAAGCGGACAAAAAUCUGUUGUUCCGUCUGGAGGCCUCAACAAUUACAAAGAACACCGACGUUCCGACCAAGUCUUUUGUCCGGCUCUACCAUCUGGCCUCGCAAACCUACGUCCACUCGACCAACCCCAAUGACAAGGCGAAUCUGUACUUUCAGAGCAAAACUGAGAAAGGCUGGGUGCGCGUCCUGUGCGAGCACCACCGCAUCGACAAGGAGACGUUCGCGCUGCUACCAGUUGCUCCGACAGAGGUCCGGGACCUCGAUUUUGCCAACGACGCGUGCCGGGCGCUGCGAAACUUUGUCGAACACAUCAAGAGCGGCAAGGGCGGAAAGGAGCCGUUAAUUGUAACGAUCCAGCUCCUAACCGAGUGCAUCUUUUUCGUCACCAACCUCGCCAAUCACAUGAUCGACCCGCUGAAGAUCAACGAUUUUAGCCCGAAUCGUGAUCGCCAAAAGUUAUUGCGAGAGCAGGAGGUGUUGGACCAGGUCUUCAAACUCCUCAAAGCCCCAUUCCUGCCCCGCCAGGGCACCACCGAGAUCCCGCCGCUGCUCAAUUCCCCGCAAGAGUUGAACGAGCCCAGAAACGAAGUCUGGAAAACCAUGUUCCAGUUGUGUUACAGCUUAUUACGAUACUCCCAGGUCGGCUACCGCAAGAACCAGGAAUUCCUCGCCGAAAAGUUUGGGCAGAUCCAGGAGCAGAUCGGCUUCGACCUGAUGGCCGAGGACACGAUGACGGCCGUGUUGCACAACAACCCGAAGCUGUUGGAGAAAUACGUGAAAAAGGACCACGUCGAGCGCUUCGUGGAGUUGGUGCGGAACAAUCGCCAGGGAAAGUUCCUUGACUACCUCGCUGACCUUUGUGUCUGCCGAGGGGAGGCGAACAAGAAGAUCCAGGAGUUGAUUUGUAACUCCGUGCUCUCUGAAGCUAAUCGGAACAUCUUCAUGGACACGAUUUUGGACGGCGACGAGGUAUACAUCGAAUGGCAAGAGGUCCGGAAACGGCUUGUCGACAUCGCCAUGGAAGCUUCGCGAUCCGAAGAAGACGCCGAGAUUCUCGACUACUACAGG